Molecule: messenger RNA, 576 nt
Organism: Mycotypha africana
Lineage: Eukaryota; Fungi; Mucoromycota; Mucoromycetes; Mucorales; Mycotyphaceae
Product: mitochondrial F1-F0 ATP synthase subunit F of fungi-domain-containing protein
Exons: 3
Coding region: 107-424 (105 amino acids)
Biological process (GO): proton motive force-driven ATP synthesis
Source: RefSeq, a predicted model, not a curated record
CCAUUUAGCAUUAAAAAAAUAGCGAGACUUUCAAAUAAAAAUGCCCCACAAUUUUAUAUCUUUUACUCUGUUUGAAUAGUAUCUUAAUAUUACAAACACACUUAAGAUGAGCGCCAUUUUCCGUCGUGCCUAUACCACCAAAACACUUGUUCCUCCUAAUAUUGCUGCUGCCACCAAGCUUAGUGGUUCAGCUAAGGAUGGACAAAUCAAUGAAUUAGUCAAAUUCUAUAAGAAAUUACCCAAGGGAACUGCUGAAACUCCCAAGCCUGUUGGUCCUUUUGCUCGUUAUAAGGCCCGUUAUAUUGAUGGUGAUAACGCCUCUGUUACUCCAUUACUUCAUCUUAUCCUCGGUGUUGGUAUUAUUGGUUAUACUAUCGACUAUCACUUCCACUUGAAGCAUCACAAGAAUGUCGAGCACCACUAAAUUUGUAAUGUAGUCGAGUUAAACUCGAGUAUAAAAUAAUUUAAGAUUGUAAUAAAAGCAAGCUAAGGACAGAAAUACACCAGCAAUAGAUUUGAUAUUGUCCAUGAAUCUUCAAAGGAAAAGAACCAAAAAAAAAAAAAAAAAGAAAAAAA